Daphnia magna is the source of this 1464-nucleotide messenger RNA. RefSeq lists its product as uncharacterized. The transcript has a single exon. Bases 1 to 1464 code for a protein of 487 amino acids. The record is from RefSeq and is a predicted model, not a curated record. Lineage: Eukaryota; Metazoa; Arthropoda; Branchiopoda; Diplostraca; Daphniidae.
AUGAUAUCUAGGAUCCUUAAAUCAGAUUGGGAACCACCUGAGGCAUUAAAAGAGUCUAAUAUACUCUGGUCAGAGCUCUUCUCUACCGAAAUACUGAAGGGAAAGAUAGGGACCAACUUCUCAACCAGCGCUUUCAAAGCCUGGAAGAAGCUGACCAAUGACACACGCUGGUACGUCUUAAAAGCAGAUAAAGGGGGAAAAACAGUUAUUUGGAGUAGGGAAGAUUACAAAAAAGAGGCACUUAGACAACUAGGGGAUAAAAACACUUACAUGGGGCUAUCAAAAACAGAGGCAGAGGGAUACAUAGGGAAAAUACAUAAACACAAAAUCAUAGUUACAAAUACACUUGAAAAACAUAACUGUAUCACAAAGGCGGAGGGUAGUAGAGUUAGGAACCAGCAGUUCUCGUUACCUGCCACAUAUUUUCUCCCAAAUAUCCAUAAAGAGAAGCGGGAAGACACCGGGGAAUUCGCAGCAAGACCAAUCAUAGCGGCAGUAGGUAGACCUUUCAAGGCUCUAGAUGAGUACCUUGCUAAGCUUGCGGCUUGUUUACUACCGUGCAACCCGGGAUUACUGAUAGACACAGCAGCGCUUUUAAGGGAUUUGGCAACAGUGCCAAAUCUCCCGCCAGGAGCUAAACUGUUUUCAGCUGAUGUAGUAUCGCUCUACCCGUCCAUCGACUGGGUAGAAGCGGUAGACGACUCAACCAGCUUCUAUAUGGAACACUUUGACGUAGUUAAAGAAUUUUGCGAGAAAAAUGAUAUGCUCCCUCCUCCUCCACACCAGAUCUUUAGAUACAUACUACAGAUGCUUUUAAAAAACAAUGUCUUCCAUUUACAAAAUGAAAAGUACUUCAGGAAGCUUAAGGAAACAGCAAUGGGUUGCUCGAUGUCAGUUUUUAUGGCCAACGCCUUUAUGUAUAGAAAAACACGACACCUUAUUGAGAACCCACCAGCCGAGCUUCUUUAUUUUGGAAGGUACAUUGAUGACAUUGUAGAGAUAUGGAGAGGGGCGAAUGAAAACAUUCCAAACCUCUUUGAGGGUGUAGUUGAUGACAACAUCAAACUCACAUUUGUCUACGGUGGUAAAACACUUAAAGCCCUUGACUUGCUAAUAGAGAUUGAGGAUGAUGGCUCACUGUCGACUCUUCUAUAUAGGAAGCCGACAGAAGGUACCCAAUUCGUACAUUGGACCUCAGCACAUCCAGUAAAUCUUAAAAGCUCAAUCCCAUACGCCCAACUCCUUAUGAUCAAAAGGAAUUGUAGUAAGCACUCUGAAUUCACCCGUGAGGCGGAGACACUCCUACACAAGUUCAGAAUAAGGGGCUAUCCUCAGAAGGUUCUAGACAGCGCUUAUAGCAAAGCUCUCCUUAAGGAUCGAGCCGAACUAUUGAAGACAGGGGGGAAACCAAUAACCAACCAACCAACCAAUACCUCGACACAGGCGACGAGCGCUUCACGUUAG